AGAGUAAAACCAUUACUUCUCAUUGGUUCUGACAUGCCACACCUCUUAAUGCCAAUACAGCCUGUAUGCCGAGGUCCAGACGGAGGUCCAAUAGCCAUCAGAACACAGCUGGGAUGGUCUCUUCAAGGUCCCAUGAGCCCCAAGCAGCCCUCACGGCGUUAUCAGCAGUGCCUUCAUAUCACCACCGCUCCACCACAUGAUGAUCUGAUUCGGCAUGUUGAACGACUUUGGUUGGUCGACACCCUCCCAUACAAUGAGAGAAUGGUCACCAGGUCCAAACAAGACAAAGACGCUCUCGCCAUGCUCCAGAAUGACACCACUAGAGUGAACAUAGAUGGCGUUCAGCGUUAUGCCACACCUUUGCUCCGACGCCUGCCCAUGACCAUACUCCAUGCCGACAAGGAUGCUGUUCUUCCCAGUCUUCGAAGUACAGAGCGCAGACUGGCACGAGAUCCUGAACUAGCCAAAUCUUACUGCACUGAAAUCCAUAAAUUGGAAUCUGCUGGAUAUGUAGCCAAGAUAACCUCAGAAGAAGCGCACAAUACUUCAGAGUCUUGGUACAUUCCACACCACAUCGUACAUCACAAUGGUAAGGACAGGAUCGUCUUUAACUGUUCCUUUCAACAUCAAGGGCAGUCCUUGAACAGUCAGCUACUUCCUGGUCCGAAGUUGGGACCAUCAUUGUUAGGUGUGCUCCUGAGGUUCCGACAACACAGUGUGGCUGUGAGUGGAGACAUAAAGGGUAUGUUCCACCAGGUUCGCUUGCUACCCAAAGACAAACCAGUGUUGCGGUUCAUUUGGAGGAACAUGUGCAGAGACCAGGAACCUGAUAUAUAUGAAUGGCAGGUGCUUCCGUUCGGAACUACAUGCAGCCCAUGCUGUGCCAUCUACGCCCUCCAGCGCAAUGCCCAAGAACACCAGGAUGACAAGGUCAGUCUGGUUAACAUAGUUGAGAAUUCCUUCUAUGUUGAUAACUGCCUGCACAGCACUUCGAACUCUGAUGAAGCUAAGAAGGUAGUCGAUGGACUUCGUCAACAGUUGUCUGAGGAAGGAUUUGAUAUAAGACAAUGGGCCUGCAAUGUACCCUCUGUCAUUGAACAUCUUCCCACAGAAGCCCGGUCUGCUAACACUGACCUGUGGUUGACCAAAGCCAGUACCGACCUACAAGAACCCACUCUAGGUUUACGGUGGGAUUGUCUUAGUGACACCCUGGGCUAUAAUUUGCGCUCAACUGAGCCCCUAGAGCCUACUAUGAGAAACGUGUACAAAACCUUGGCCAGCCAGUAUGACCCACUGGGGUAUAUCAUCCCAUUUACCACCCGGGCCAAGGUUCUCAUCCAAGACCUCUGGAAGCGGAAUUUGGGCUGGGACGAUCCGAUAACACCUCUACAGUUAAGAGAGAAGUGGCUAUCAUGGAUAAGAGAGAUUCCUAACCUCCUACAGCUGCAAUUUCCUCGGCCUUAUGCACCAGCCUGUGCUGAUUACCCUAGUGCCAUCCGGGAACUCCACAUCUUUUGCGAUGCGUCAGAAAGAGCAUACGGCUCAGUGGCCUAUUUGCGCACUACUGAUGAUCAAGGCCACGUCCAUAUCACUUUCAUUUUGGCCAGAUCCAGAGUGGCUCCCAGAAAAUGUCUCUCCAUGCCUCGUUUGGAACUGAGUGCAGCCCUGACCGGCGCUCAGUUAGCCAAAGUGAUCCAGACUGAGUUGUAUCUUAACAUCCAUACAGUCAUCCUCUGGUCUGACUCAACAACCGUGCUGAACUGGCUGACAUCUGAGUCCUGUCGCUACAAGGUAUUUGUGGGGACACGUGUAGCAGAAAUCCAGACCCUCACAGACAAAGCUGAAUGGCGGUACAUUGAUUCAGCUCACAACCCUGCUGACCACAUCACAAGAGGUCUGACACUGACCCAGCUAGCAAGUCCCCACCAGUGGAGUUCAGGACCAGACUUCCUCCUUCAACCUUCUGAACAGUGGCCAUCUACACCCGUAAUUAAGGUAGAACCAGAGGUCAGUGAGUUGAGGAAAACUGCAUUCAUCGGCACUGUCACAGUCUCCAGUCAUUCACUUCUGGACCCCAAUCAAUUCCACACAUGGCUAGAGCUUGUUCAGGCCACUGUCAGGUCCCUUCACGGGGCGGCUGCCACAGACAGUGACUCUUCCCCGCAAGCUGACGAUUACGUAGAAGCAGAGAAACUUAUCCUGGCUCAAGCUCAACAGGACUCAUUCCCACUAGAAAUCCAAGCUCUGAAGACUGGACAGCCGAUUCCAGCUAACAGCCGUUUGGCAUCCCUUGCACCAGAGUAUGAUAAGGACACAGGUCUCAUCAGAGUAGGGGGGCGAUUACGUCGAGCAACUAACCUUGACUUAGAUGCCAUUCACCCGAUUGUGUUGGAUCCUAGCCAUUCUACAACUAAGCUGUUAAUCAAAGAGACAGACUGUAGACUUCUUCAUCCUGGUUCUGAAAGGGUGCUAGCAGAAUUACGUCGUCAGUUUUGGAUACUUCGGGGCAGAGAAGCCAUCCGUAAGCAUCAGCGCAAAUGUCAAGAUUGUCAGUUCUGGCGAGCUAAGCCUGAAGUCCCCCAAAUGGCCGAUCUUCCAUCCUGCAGGCUGCAACUUCACCAACCGCCAUUCUAUUCUACUGGGGUAGAUUGUUUUGGCCCCUUUUCAAUCAAAGUUGGUCGUCGCCAUGAAAAAAGAUGGGGCAUCCUCUAUAAAUGUAUGACCACCCGAUGUGUGCACCUUGACCUGUUGGAACACCUUGACACUGAUGCAUUCCUGCUCUCUCUGCGUCGGUUUAUAGCACGACGAGGUAAGCCCAUGGAAUUGCUCUGCGACAAUGGUACCAACUUCGUAGGAGGAGAUCGAGAACUACGUGAGACCUUCAAUGUCAUAGCCCCCAAGCUUCAAGAGCUGCUUGCUCCACAGACGAUCAGAUUCCACUACAUUCCACCUAAUGCUCCUCAUUUCGGAGGAACUUGGGAGCGUGAAGUCAAGUCUGUAAAGACUGCACUACGUGUCAUUCUACGAGAGCAAACGGUGCCAGAGCCAGUGCUGCAGACCUUGUUAGUGGAAGUCGAGGGCAUACUAAAUGCCAAGCCUCUUGGCUACGUGUCUUCUGAUGUCGCAGACGUGGACCCAGUCACUCCGAACCUACUCCUUAUGGGCCGUCGCGAUGCCUCCCUACCUCAAGUCUUAUUUGACUCUACCAACCUGCUCGGAAGACGCAGAUGGAGACACAGCCAGGUGUUGGCGGAUCAUUUCUGGACUGCCUUCAUCCGAGAUUACCUCCCAAGUUUGCAGAAUCGGCAUAAGUGGAGAAAGGAUGGCCGAGAGCUGACUAUGGGCCAAGUGGUUCUCAUUGUUGACCCCCAACUUCCUCGUGCCCUCUGGCCUGUAGGCACAGUGACUGAGACGUUGGCUGGACCUGAUGGAAAAAUUCGCACUGCUCGGGUCAGAGUUCAUGAGAAAUCCUACACUCGCCCAGUUGUUAGGUUGAUUCCACUUCCUCACUUUGAGGAAGAGCCUAAGACACUGUAGACAGACUUUCUUGAUGUUUACAAUUAUCCAGUCAGAUAAUUGGGGGCGGCUGUGUACGAAAGCCUGUCCUAGGGACCAGAGUUGUUAUCAACACGGACUGAUCUACUGUGUGACACACAAAGGACGGUUUGGUGAACGCUCAUUUCUGCACAAUUGCUUUGUUCUGUAUAAUGCGUUUAUGCCUUGAUACCAUUAAUACAGAUGUCAGUGCCAAAGAAUGACUAGUGCCGAUGACAACCCAAAGACUGUUAAAUAAAAGCAUCUUUGUGAAGAA
Messenger RNA from Carassius gibelio (silver crucian carp), 3811 nucleotides. RefSeq lists its product as uncharacterized. The transcript has 2 exons. Gene Ontology annotation, biological process: DNA integration. Gene Ontology annotation, molecular function: nucleic acid binding. Lineage: Eukaryota; Metazoa; Chordata; Actinopteri; Cypriniformes; Cyprinidae. The record is from RefSeq and is a predicted model, not a curated record. Bases 34 to 3537 code for a protein of 1167 amino acids.